UUCACGUCACAUUCCAACAAACAACUGAAUCCAAAGCCAGGCAUUGAUGAGUGACACGUUGUUCUCCUCAGAAAAUAGAGUGAAUGUUUGCCACAAGUUUGAACAAGGAAAGACAACUCUCAGGAAUCACAGUACGAUCAAGAGGAAGAACCUGCAAAAAAAAACAGCGUUGUUUGGUGGCUAGCUCGCAGCAUACACUAAAAAUAGAUCUCAUUCUUCUCUGGGCAAAUAGGAGCCAAUCUGGGGACUCUUGAAGAUUUUUUGGUAGACUUAUGCUACCAUAGUUGCUUGGGGACGCAUAUGAUGCCUAGCCAUGAUGCCUGCUCAGACCCAUGUUUUGCUCAAGUGGCAGGAGCACUUUAAUAGUGCCUGGGCAGCGGAGGACAGUAUACAGACGGCUACCAGAAAUGGAGCGGCUGCACUCUACAACAAGCUCCUCCAGAACAAGGAGGUGGUCACGAUGGCCCAGCCUGUCCAUGAGCUUGUUGGCCCUCGUCUGCCUGACUUCGAGUGUGAAUCCUGUUCUUCAGCAGAGAAGGAGGAUUACCUCUCGGCCCUUCUCCGCAGCCAGCGAUGGUUGACCCACCGCAUGCUGAUGCAAACAUCUUUCACUUUGGGCCUCCACCAAAGGCUGGUAGUAUUCCAAAGGAUCUUCUACGCUCUGCAUAAUAAAUACCAUGAUAAAGUGCAAUUACCGUCCCAGUUCAUGGAUACUGAGACUGACAGUGGGCAACUUGAGCUGGUCUCUGAGCCCUGCCUGCCCGGAGGACUUUCCAAAGUCAAGUCAGGGACUGAUGUCCUCAUAGAAAUGGGUGUACGGACGGGUUUGAGUCUGCUCUUCUCACUACUGCGGCAAAACUGGAGAUACGCUGAAUCGAUGCAUCCUGAUUCCCUGCUUUGCAAUGACGUACUUGCCACUGCGUCAUCGGUGCUCGCCUCUCUGCCACCACUUUCCCUGGCCAAUGAGAAUAAAAUCCCAUCCGUCGGGCUGGACUGCUUGACUCAAGUGGCAGACUUCUUGAAGAAGACGUCGGUGACCAGUGGGUGCGGCAGUGCCGACUUGGAUGGCCGUAGGCUGGCACUUGAGCUGCUGCUUGGCCUGGCCAUGCAGAGAGGCUCACUGAAGUUCCUCCUCGAGUGGGUGGAGGUAUCGCUGGCUGCAUCCAUGCCCACCUCAGAUCCACCUUCUGCAUCUUCAACAGCCUCCCAUCAGCUCGCCGGUGUGGGUUUUGAUGUCAUCCAACAAACACUUUUACAAAUGAGGCAAUAUUCGGGUAUACGUGGAGAGAUUGCAAACACUCAGGUGCUGAAAAAGGACACAGAUGGGCUUUGUCAACUCUCCAAAGCUGCACUCUGUCUUUUUGAAGAGGUUUGUAAUUUGGCCUCCCACUGCCUGUGCUCCUGCAAUGCUGACGAAGUUGCCCCUGGCAUGGAGAGUGAGAUGGUGAUGGUUUAUGUUUGGGGCAGCAACAGCAGCCAUCAGCUGGCAGAGGGAACUCUGGAGAAAAUUUUGCUGCCAAAAUUGACCCAGGGCUUCAAUGAUGCCCAAAUGAUCGAGGCAGGUCAGUACUGCACCUUCUCCGUAUCAACAGAUGGUUCGGUGAAAGCAUGUGGCAAAGGCAGCUAUGGUCGCCUUGGUCUUGGGGACUCGAAUAACCAGUCAAUUCCAAAAAAACUGGUUCUGGAGCCACACAGGAAUAUGAAGAAAGUCUCUUCAUCGAAGGGAUCCGAUGGUCACACUUUGGCUAUAACAACGGAAGGGGAGGUUUUCAGCUGGGGUGACGGAGAAUAUGGAAAACUGGGCCAUGGCAACAGCGCAACACAGAAAUACCCUAAAAUCAUUCAAGGGCCGCUGACAGGGAAGGUGGUUGUUUGUGUGUCUGCCGGCUACAGACACAGUGCUGCUGUGACUAAUGAUGGAGAACUCUACACGUGGGGGGAAGGAGACUUUGGCAGGCUUGGGCACAGCGACAGCCAGAGCCGCAACAUGCCCACACUGGUUAAGGACAUCAGUGGUGUCGGGCAGGUUGCCUGUGGGAGCUCCCACACCAUUGCUGUGGCGCAAGACGGACGCACUGUGUGGUCCUUUGGUGGAGGUGAUAAUGGUAAACUUGGACACGGAGACACCAACCGUGUUUAUCGACCCAAAGUCAUUGAAGGUCUUUAUGGAUUCAUCAUCAGGAAAGUGUGUGCGGGAAGCCAGUCGUCAUUGGCGCUUACCUCGGCUGGACAGGUCUUCGCUUGGGGCUGUGGUUCAUGCUUAGGAUGUGGGUCUUCCGAGACCACCUCUCUCAGGCCCAGGUUCAUAGAGGACUUGAGUAUCACCAAGAUCAUUGAUAUUUCCUGUGGAGACAGCCAUUGUCUGGCGUUGUCACAUGAGAAUGAAGUGUAUGCAUGGGGGAACAACACCAUGGGUCAGUGUGGUCAAGGCCACACCUCCACACCGAUAACCAAACCCAAGAAAGUCCUUGGACUGGAGGGGGUUUCCAUCCAGCAGAUCACGGCUGGCACAUCCCAUAGCCUUGCUUGGACAGCAGUUCCAACAGACAGACAAUUGGUGGCGUGGCAUAGACCCUUCUGUGUCGACCUAGAGGAGAGCACCUUUGCGUAUUUGAGAAACUUCCUGGAAGGUUACUGUGAUGGCAUCGAGAGUGACACUCCUCCUGCCCCAUUCUUAUCCAAAAGGGACCACCACCAGUUUAUUCUGCUCUGCAUGAAGCUGCUGUCCAUCCAUUUGUCUCUGGCUCAUGCUGGGGGCACCGGUGCCAUGGUGCUGGGUGCUCAGGGAAAACCACUGAGAAACCUGUUGUUUCGGCUCAUUGACACCAACAUGCCUGACACGAUACAACAAGCAGUUAUGAACACACUAUCUAUCGGGGCAUCUCUGUUGCUGCCUCCUCUGAGGGAAAGGACCGAGCUUCUCCUGUCUCUGCUCCCUCAGGGCCCCCAGAGUUUAAACGUUCUAUCCAAAGGACAGCGUCUGCAGCUGGACAUGGUCCUCAACAGCCUUCAGGAUCAGAGCCAUGUUGCUUCUCUGCUUGGUUACAGCAAUUUUGGGGAUGUUGGAGUCCUGGGGCCUCCGCUCACACCUGCUUCCACUGUCCGUCCCCCAUCCUCUUCCAGUUGCAUCGAUGACUACGAUCCCUUGCACUUUACGGAAGUUCUCCUCAGGACUUUACUGCUUAGCGUUGGUUUUUACACGGAGCGUGCAUUCGGGGAGUUGGAGAAGAACAGCGACAAGCUGCUGACUGGUGAUAAUCAGAGACAGACUGAUGCUCCCUCUCAUUUUCACCAGUUACUGUCUGCACUUCAUAAGCAUCUGCUUGCGCAUUGCUACAUCCAAUACAGCCCGGAGGAUGACCGCAGUGUAGCUCUGCUUCGAGAGCAUCUUUGCCUGCUGUUUCCCUGUGCUACUGAGACUCUCAGGAGGUCUGCUAAACUCUUGAAGGAGAGUUCAAAGGACAAACAAAUAAUUAAGAAGCUGCACAUGGUAUUGUACAACUCUGUAGCUGGCAGUUUGCUCUGUCAAGUCAUAUAUUCCCUCAUGCUGCUGCCCCUUGAUGUAGUCCAGCCUGUCCUGAGCCAUCUGCGAGCACUGUUGGAGAACCUUAACAGUUUCAACAGGUUGCUACCUGACACAGGCCUGCUGGAGGAACAGGAACUUGCUGUGGAUACCCCGAGUUAUGAGAAACGUGAGGAGAACACGAGCGUGAGACAGAAGGAGGAGUGCAAGUGGGUUUGGCUGCUGGACCUGGAGCGUUCUGUCGCUCUGGCAGUGGGUCGCUGCCUCAGUGGAAUGCUAGAGGGUUUGCCGCCAACAGCUCAAGAGAGAACGUCCAAAUUCUGGCUUUCCAAUAUCCUCUUUAGGAACGGCAUCGAGAUGGACUUUGAAGAACUCGACUCCAGCUUGAGUUGGUUGACCGAAGUGGUGCUGCUGGGUAAUUGUGACUCCAGACUGACUGAGCUGAGUGUGAAUGAGGAAACCAGAACUUUGCUGGAACUGGCACUGGGGUCGUCAAGAGGAGCUGCAGGUGACCUGUGGCAGAAGAUGGAGGAGUAUGCGCUCACUAAAGAGUGGGAGGGUGACGGAUCAGCAGGUGAUUGUUUGCUUCAGACUGUGUGCCGCUGCAGUCUCGCUGCUCUCCUUAAACACACUGGGCUGAAGGAUAAGGCUCUUUGGCAAGACAGAUAUGAGCCCUGUGACUUGCUGCUGGAUGUCUUUGAAACAGUUUACAAAAUCAGGAUCACGCUGUUGGCCAAUAAGAACGCUCCAAGAACAUCACAGGUUCAGUCUGCUGCUAAACUGGUCUCUCAGUCCACCCAAAGUCCUGAUAUGGACCAACAAGAACCUGGCCCCUUAGUAGAAAUUGAGCGACACCCAGAAGGUCACUGCAACAGGGAGGUCCAAGCACCUCCAACACCAACAGCGAACCACAACCAAGAGGAGAUUUCUGAUGAGGAUACGUUUGGAAGCAGUCGAAUGUACCUCUCUGAGGUACUGGAGUCAUUCAUGGCGACACGGGAGGCAAUGCAAGUGCAGCAGAACGUGACUGUGUACGAGUCCUUUGGCACCUCCAAUCAGCCUGGUAGCGCGGAGAGUCCUCUGAGCCCAGAACAGGAAGAGGAUUCCAAGCAGAACUGGGAUGAGCAGAGAGAAUCUGAAGAAAAUGUGUCCUUCCCUGUCGCUUGCCAUCUGGUGGUGUCCCGUUGCCUUUUCCUCCUGUUGGGGGUCCGCCCUGCUUGGAUGGAAACCAGCGAAGGAGAGAAUAACACACUGAAUAUUGGAUUGAGGAAAACAGCAGAAUCCGAAAAUCCGAAGGAUGAUACAAAAAAAAGGUCUGAGCAGCUGAAAAGUCCUUUGGAGUCUACGAGGAACAAAACAGGUUUACCUCUCUGCUCUCUGGGCAUCAUGAAAGACGCAUGGGAUCGCCUCAGACAGUGUAUCACCCUUUCACCUCCUCUGUCUCACUCUGGAAACGACACGUUACCAAUUCUCAACCAAGUUUUCCAGUUUGUCUGUGGAAGCAUGUUCCACCUUUCUGCCUUUGGGGUGAUGCACCCUGGCAGUCAAAGUUGCAGCGAGGCCGACCCCAAAGCUAUCACUCUCGCUAUAAUGCAGCAACAAGAAAGAGCUGAGAUGCGAUUGGAGGCAUUCAGUCAAAUGUCAUCCUUCCUGUCGAAGAUGGAGGAAAAGAGCAGUGGAUUCCAAACGUCCAGUCCAGCCUUGUUGCAGUCUGUGCAGCUCCAGUUCCUCUCUGGGUGUUUUGGUUUGGGAACACAAAUUGCUGGUUGCUACUCAGGAACUAAAUAUGAGCUGCAACAUUACAUGUCUGGUACACAGUCAGCUUCUUUAGAAAAGCAGAGAGAGCUUCAGCUGGCUGCCCACAGGUUCUACAAGCAGGUCAUCUGUGUUCUAAGACAAAAGGUCUUGUUGGAAAAAGAACAUCCAGGUUCUUGCCAGCAUCUUCUACUCGCCACCAUGUUCGCACUCAAUUUUUGCUAUCAGCCUAUGGACCUGGUGUUGGUCAUUGAAUGUGGCAUCCUGGAUCUCCUUGCUAUGCUGACCAACAACAGCUGCACAAUGUUUCAUCAAAGCUGGUUUUCUGCCUCGACCACCGGGCCGCUGCUGUUGAGUGGGGUGGUCAAACUGGCUUGUGCUCGACUGCUUCAGAUAUUAGCCGUUGCUGCCAGCUCCUGUGAAGACCUGCUUCCUGUGGAUGUUUCCUGCGCUCUCAUGGAAGUCAUGUGUGAGCAGCUCCAAAGUAUCUUGCUCACUUUCCAGCAGCAGCAGUCGACAGAGCAGCUGACCACUGACAGAAAGGAUCUGGAGCUUACUGACAGCCGCAGAGCGAUGGAAUCCCAGCUUGCAGACUUUUUGGUGUUUUUGAGACGUGUGCUGUCUCUGCGUGUGCUGAAAACACUUUCCACCUUUGUCAAGUGGAUCAAUCCUCUCAUGACCAUUAUUUCCAGCAAGUGCUCUUCAGGGAGUCCAUUCUUCCAAAGCCUGCGCAUUAAGAUUUUGGCCUUUCAUGUGUUGGAAAGAUUGCUUCCUGCUUGUUCUGAGCCAGAUCAAACAAAAAUGAUUGUUAACCAUCUAUUUGAGCUGUUAUCUUCUUAUAUGUGGGAAGAACCACUGGCUGAGAAGAGUCAAGAAGAAGUGCUUGAAAAGGACAAGAGGAACUCUGGCAGCUAUGAUGAAUGUAUUCCCAUUGGAGAUUUCUCUUUCGACCCACAUAAAUUAAUCUGCUGUGCUUUGGAGAGUGGAAAUGUACUCUCUCAUGGCACUGGAGGGAAAGGAUAUGGCUUGGCGACUACUGCCAUCAGCUCUGGCUGCUUCAUAUGGAAGUUCCAUAUCACCAAAGAGAACCGAGGUAACGAGGGCACGUGUAUCGGCGUGUCACGGUGGCCUGUCAGAGAUUACAACCAUCACACCACAACGGACAUGUGGCUCUAUCGAGCCUACAGCGGCAAUCUGUAUCACGGUGGAGAACUUGUCCGCACCCUUCCUUCUUUCAGUCAAGGGGACACCAUUACCUGCAUUCUGGACAUGGAGGGUCACACAGUAUCAUUUGCCAAGAAUGACAAGGAACCGAAGUUGGCUUUUGAAGGUGUGGUUGCCUCAGAACUGUACCCAUGUGUGCUGUUCUAUAGCAGUAACCCUGGAGAGAAGGUUACGCUCCAUGACCUACAGAUGCGAGGCAUGCCCAGUAAGCUACUUGCAGGAGAGCCCUUCUGUAGUCCUCAGACCACUGUAUUGCUGGAGUCCACGGUGCAGCUUCUCCGCAAGCUUCAUCAGUGUGACCAGUGGUCUCCUCAUAUCAACCAGUACAUCCACAGUCACCUGGAGCUCAUUGGGCCGCUGCUCAAGGAAGAGAAGUUUGGUAACUUUGUGUCAGGUCACACUCCUACGCAGUUUGAGAAAGUAGACAAUGAAGGGGACAGUGACCUGCUGAGUGACAACUCCGCUGAUUCACAACGUUGGUUCCUGUCAGAGACAAAGCUGUCCUCACUGUGUACUGAAAUCUGGCCAGUGCUGGCCCUCAUCGGAGGGGUUGAUAGCGGCCUUCGGGCAGGAGGCUUGUGUCUUCACAAGCCCAGUGGUCGCCGGGCCAUCCUUCUUGGGGUUCUGAAAGAGGGAAGCUCAUUGGCAAAACUCCAGUGGGAAGAAGCAGAUCUCUCAGUCAGCUCCGUCAAUUCUUGGUCACCCAGCGACACGCCGAUCGUCUCGCUGGAGCCCUGUGACAUGCCUGGCUAUGAUGUCACCCGUCUGGGAGGUCUGAAACCAACUGUGUUGUUAGAUCUCAUUUAUUUGGUGGGGCUGCUGGAGGAGCACGGAUGGAAUGGAGCUCAGCAGCUUCUUAAAAGGAAAUACUCAGUGGAGAAUGACUUACAGAAUUGCACAGAUGAAGAUGUGUCUCAUAAUCUGGAUUGGCUGACUGAAGAGGAGAAGAAAAAGCUUGAGCAGCAGAGGAUGGAGACGGAGCCCUUCCCAUCGCAAACAUCUAAGAUUCUGACACAAACACAACAAACAUCUCUGCUUGGCAGGAUGUUUGCUCAGGAGCUGAGAGCCGUUCGGGUUUCCUACCUUCUCACUGGUGCUUUGAAAACUCUGACUGUGAUAUUCAGCUGUGAGAAGCUAGCAGAUCUGCUACUGGUACCAAACCAUGACUCCUCAACAACAACCCCGACAAGCCCAAAUUCGGACCAAAGCAAAGCCAACUGCAAGCACUGGGAUGAGAGUGCGGAACUGAGGUCUGUGCUGCAGUAUGUGGUGCAAAGUAUGGUCAAGUGGGCCGUGCGACCUUGUCCCAUCAAACAGAGGGUGUCUCUUGCUGACCUGGAAAGAGCUCAGUUCAUGAUCUACAAGGGGGCGCUCAACCGACUCCAGGACAAAGAACACAAAGAAUCAGGUCCCAGCUUCUCCUCUCAGCCCUUAUCAAAGUCCUCCAGCUCUGUGUCGUUGUACAGUGCUGGGUCGGAGGGGACAGCCAUUUUCGGACAAUCCAACAGAGCCUCAGCCUCGUCCUCCAACACAGAACUGGCCUCAUCUCUACCAACAAACCUGCAGCAGGACAGUUUGGACAGCUUUGACCCUUUUCUUCCCAUCAGCCUUCUCCAGCACAUGGUGCUUACUCGGUUUCCCACACUAACCGGCCUGGUCAGCAGCCCCCCUGUUCUGCAUCCCUGCUUCAGCCUGGCCACUUCCGCCUCAUGUGAUGCCUUCACUGAGCAGCAGACUAGCUUCAUGGAGCCUGGUCCUUGCAUCACUCAGGCCAGAAGCAGUCUGGUCUCAGAGAGAGCAACUGCACUUUGUUUUAACUCUUCAGAACGGACACAAAUGUUUGUCACCAGUCGGUUGCUAGAAAUGGGAUUCACUAUGAGACAUAUCUACUGGGCCAUGGAAGCAGCAGAUGUUGCAGGUGACUUGGACUCUCGGACGAUUGAGGUGUUGGCCAGCUGGAUGCUAGAGCACCCGCUGACUGAAGACCAGCAUGCAGGAAAUUCCCCCAGGGCGGAGGGGGCACCUGACACCCCAUCACCAGAUGGGCCAGAGACUGUACAGUGCCCUGAGCGCCCCACGAGCCAACCGACUGAAAGCUUGUUGCCGGGACUCGACUGGAUUGAGCGGGAAAACUUUUUAGACGUCCACCUGACCAGGAACAGGCCUCCACCAGCACGUCGACGGCGCUCGGGUCCGACCCAGAGGACAUCUUUUCGAAGAGCAGAUCUGCCGUCACCCAGCCCUCUACCUCAGCUCUUCCAGCAACACCCUACUGUCAGUGUUUGGCCUGAGCACGUGGAGUUUCAUUCCUUCUCAGCAGAGGAAGAGUCAGAGUUCGGCUACAUGGACGAUCCGUACCAUGAGGAAACCUACGAGGACCUUCUCACUCCGUCUUUGUUCAGUUUGGAGAGGGAUGCUCUUCAGAUCGUAGAGGUCGGAGAGGAGCACAAUCAGAUGGUGAAAUGUGAGCUGUGCAACACGUUCACGCUUCAGUUUAAUAAUCACAUAAAGCACCGUCAUCCAGGCUGUGGUCUGAGCGCGGCACGGAAAGGUUACGACAGCACGGGGGCGUACGUUGACGUCUGGUUCAAAGGGGAAUGUGGCUCUAACUUCCCCUUCUACCUGCUGUGCACCUCGUGCCGGGAAAAGUAUCUAGCUGCAAAUCUGGGAGAGUCCAAACAUGACAAGAUUAAAGGGUUGACCUCAGAUUUGAUUGGCCAUUUGGACAGUACUUCUGAUGAUGAUUGGGAAAUGAGCCACGGUGAUGAGUGUGACGCCGACAAGCUGACUGGGCUUGAGGACUUCGGACUCCUGCUGAGACCACUGGGCCUCACUGAGAAGAAGCUGGUGCCGGACCCAAUAACCUUCACUGAGCCAGAUCCGCUGGGGGCUCAAGCUUACAGCACAACUGAGAGUUCAAGAGCUGUUGUACAGAAAGGGAAUGCCCUUGUGGAGCAGAAGAGCUCCCUGAGUCUCGGACAGCAAGCGACAUCACUGAGAGACUCGCACGACAGACUCAAGGCCCUUAGACGCGUCACUUCUACUGCACAGAUUCUUCUAGCAUACAACAUGGUGAUGCGGGCGCUGUCUCAGUCCUCAGCUAGUGCGUCAGUGUGCAGUCCCUCCAAUGGGCUGGAGUCACUUGGUCUGGCAGACAUCCGCAUUCUGGUGCGUUUGAUGACUCUUGCUGCAGGAGGCCGCGCUCACGCUUGUGUUGGCGGACAGUUGGGCACGAAGGGGCCAGUGUCUGAUCACAGCAGCUCCCUUAACUUUCUCACUGCGGCCAUCGGGAGCGUAGUUUCACAAAGUCCUACUGCGUAUCGACAGCUGGUGGAGAUCUGCACUCAGGAGUUAAUGUCUGCAGCAACUGGUGUGAACAUUGGAGCCAUCAGCGAUCCCUCUCAGAGAAGUUGCGUGAGCUCCAGUGUAACCACUGUAACGGCUCUGCAGCACUGCGAGCAAACAUCUCCAACAUUCCUGGUCACGCAAAGUCUUGUUUCACUGCUGACAGAAAAGGGAGUUCAUUUUCACAGCCCUGAUAAGUUUGACCACGGGAACCACGAUUCCAGCAGCCAAGCAGCAUCGUCAUCAUCAUCGUCGUCCUUGCCUGCAUCCCCUUUGACCCACCUGAGUUCCCGGGUCAGUCCUCUGGAGCUGGCGAAUGCGUUGGCAGCUUGCGUCCUGUCUGCCAGACUGAUGAGCAAACACAGACAGUGGGCAGCUCAACAGCUGGUGCAGGCACUGGCUGUGAGCGGACGGGACAGCCCCAGUCGACCACAGACUUACAGUGACUUAGCUGGAGACCUACGCAAAUGCCACCUGAAGAGACUAGAAGGGCAUUACAACAAGGUGGCCAGUUGUUCCUGGAACAGCGAGCAGAAUCUGCUGGCUACAUGCUCUCAAGACAAAGUGGUGCAACUGUGGACCAUCAACCCCAUUUCUGCAGACCUUCACACCACAUUCUCCUGUGUAACCAGUAAGAGCGAUCGAUCAAGUUUCGAUAGAGCUGGCCGCUGUCACCACAUGUCUCCCGUCUACUGGAGUCCUGCAGGAAACUUCCUGGCCGCCCCAGAGAACAAACACAUAAACAUCAUGAAUUUUCGGGGCUCCAACUGUCACAUAGAAGCCCAGUUGUCCCGGGUAACUGCGCUUUGUUGGGCUGCUUGUCAAACCAGAGCUGCAGAGAGCUUGUUAGUGGGGCGGCUGGACGGCUCGCUCUGCUGGCUGCAGGUCUCAUUACAAGAAGCUGAGCUGCUGGUGCGGAGCACUGAACUCACUUACUGCUGCAGGGACGAAGCUCCCCAGUGUGUAUCUUGGCACAGCGUGGAGAAGCCCUUCGCAGUGGGCUACCCUAACGGAAAUGUGCUGCUGGCUGCAGCUGAUACAUAUGAGAACGAGCAGCCGGCAGUGGUGUCAGUUUUUGAGGACUGUGUCAGUUCACUGAAGUGGGAUCCUACAGGGCACCUGCUCCUUUGUUUGGGCCGGUCUGAGACGGUGAAGGUGCUGGGAUGCUGCAGGGGCACGUGGGUGACCCUCCACUCCCUUAUUCACUCCAGCACCGUUAAUGUCGCAGAAUGGUGCCCGCUGGCCGGGAGAGAACCAGAUCCCAGGGUCAUGAUGGCUGUGGGCUGUCAGAAUGGCUCUGUGUAUGUAUGGACUCUACCACAAGGGAGCGCUGCAGCACCUUUGUCCAACAUGUUAAAAAGCUCCUCAAGUGAGGAGGGAAAUAUCGAUGUAAAGGACAGUGCCAAGUGCGUGUUUCUUCUUCACGGUCACAUAACAUCCGUGAAGUCGCUUUCAUUCUGCUCAAGUGGACUCGCACUGGUUUCCGGCGGCAUUGGAGGACUGCUCAAUAUCUGGUCCUUACAGGAUGGUUCUGUCUUGCAGACAAUCACAGGGAUGGGGUCAGUUGUCAGUACAACCUGGGUACCAAACUUUGGGGUCGCUGCCUGCUUUGGGAGGUCAAAGGACGUCCUGUUGAUCUGUUGCACACCGGACUGGAUCUGCCAAAAUCACGUGCUUGCUUCCUGUCGCAUGGUGCUCAGAAGCCAAAACAUCUUGGGUCUUCACCGAGCACCGUGCUUAGCCGUACUGCUUGAGCGACUGCCCUUAAUGUUGCAGGAGCAGUAUUCCUGCGAGCAGACUCACGUGGCUGCUGGCGAUCAGCUUGUCCACAGUGCCUUCCUCCAGAGCCUGGCGUCUCUGGCUGUUGGUCUGUCAUUAGAGGAGCACCUCUGUCAUAACCCCUGCCCUCCGCAUCACACCAGCCUCUGCUCCUACUGCUGCCCACCUGAGUGGAGCUGGCUCGCCACUUACGCCACCACUGUCCGUAGCGCGGAGGCGAUAGCAAGUGGCAUUGUCUUCCCUGAAUCCUUCAUUGUUUCAGAGUUCGAAGCAGUGGAGGACAGUGAGAUCAGUAAAGCGCUGGACAAUAGUCAGUGGACCUUCAGGAUGGACGAACAGCUCAUGUCAUGGGUUGCAGCAAAACCAGAGGACUGGCAACGUGGUGGGAAGAGUGAUGUUUAUCUCUGGGGAAAUGGACGUUACGGACAGCUGGCUGGAAAAGGAACCAAUCCCUCGAUGCCCACACUCGCCCCCUCACUUCUCCAAACACAGCAGGUGGUCUGCGGUCAGUACUGCACCUUCCUGGUCCAGUCCAAUGGGACGGUCCUGGCUGUAGGAGAAGGACAGUACGGUAGACUGGGCCAAGGGAAUUCCGAUGACCUAUUUGUUCCAGCCAUCAUCUCUGCUUUCCAAGGCUACAUGGUGACCCAGGUAGUGACGUCCUGUGGGUCAGACGGACACUCCAUGGCCCUCAUGGAGACAGGAGAGGUUUUCAGCUGGGGAGAUGGAGAUUUCGGUAAACUGGGGCACGGCAACAGUGAACGUCAGAGGAGACCUAAACAAAUUGAGGCUUUGCAAGGAGAAGAGGUCGUUCAGCUGGCUUGUGGUUUCCGGCACUCAGCUGUGGUGACCGCAGAUGGGAAACUCUUCACUUUCGGCAGCGGAGAAUCUGGUCGCCUGGGUCAAAGAUCAACGUCCAACAAAAUGCUGCCGGAAAGAGUGGCGGCACUGGAGGGCCACCAUGUGGGCCAGGUCUCUUGUGGUCUCAACCACACGUUGGUGCUCUCGCAGGACGGCAUGACCGUGUGGGCUUUUGGAGAUGGAGAUUAUGGCAAACUGGGAACUGGUUCAUCAACUGCUAAAUAUUACCCUCAGCGUGUGGAGCAGCUUUGCAACAAGCGAAUUAAGAAGGUUUGUUGUGGAACUCAGUUCUCGGUGGCUCUGGCCUGGGACGGACACGUUUACACCUUUGGUCAAGAGCGGCUGAUCGGUCUUCCAGACUCGAUGCACAAGAACAAAUCCUGUCCUCAGGUGGUGCCGUCUCUGGAGGGCGUGCACAUCGAAGACGUCUCUCUGGGCUGUGAGCACGUCCUCGCCUUGUCCUCCACUGGGGACGUCUACGCGUGGGGUUGCAACAGCGAGGGCCAACUUGGUCUUGGACAUUCUAACCCAGUGAAGGAGCCCACACUGGUCACUGCCCUUCAGGGGAAGAAGAUCAAGCAGAUCUCUGCUGGCCGCUGCCACAGUUCAGCGUGGACCACACCCUCUACCUCCUUACAAAACUCAGGUGUUGGUGGCUCUGGAAGUCUUCUGAUGGGCUGCCCUCAAUCCGUCCCUCCCCAGUACAACACUCUGAAAGACCUGAGCCCCAGCCUCCUCAGCACAAGGCUCAGGGUCCUGCACCACUUCUCUGAUCUCAUGUAUAAGUCCUGGAGGCUGCUAAACCUGGAUCCCAGCAACAUGGUGUCCACAUCACGCUACAGUUCAGGGACAUCUGCCAUCAUCCGGGGCGAGCUGCGAGGCCUUCUGUCGCCCAAGGUCAACACUCUACCUUUAAUGCGCUCCAUUGGCAGAACUAUGACCCAGGGAAAAACAUAUGGGCCGCAGAUCACUGUGAAACGAUUAUCCACAAGGGGCCGCUCCAGCAAGCCCAUCUUUGUGCAAGUGGCAAAGCAGGUAGUGAUGCUGAACCCCUUGGAGCUGCGGCUUCCGUCCCGAGCCUGGAAAGUCAAGCUGGUGGGAGAAGGAGCCGACGAUGCUGGAGGGGUGUUCGACGACACCAUCACUGAGAUGUGCCUGGAGUUGCAGUCUGGUGCGGUGGACCUUCUCAUUCAUACUCCCAACAGCUUUGCCGACGUAGGCAGCAACACAGACCGAUUCCUCUUGAACCCGGCUGCCCAGUCCAAGGAUCACAUGGCUCAGUUUCGCUUCCUGGGGAUUCUCAUGGCGGUCGCUGUCCGCACUAAGAAACCGCUGGACCUGCAUCUGGCCCCCUGGGUUUGGAAGCAGCUCUGCGCAAUGCCACUUGUCGGGUCCGAUCUGGAGGAGGUGGAUCUGCUGACUCAUCGCACUUUACAGGGAAUCCUUCACCUGGAGAACAGCGGCAUCACAGAGGACAAUUUCCACGUGAUGAUUCCGCUGGAUUCUUUCAUGGCGCACAGCGCCGACGGAAGACUGGUUCCUGUGGUUCCUGGUGGUCAAAACAUUUCUCUCACUUUUGCCAACCGGACUGAAUAUGUGGAACGGGCCCUGGAGUACCGGCUUCAUGAAAUGGACCCGCAGGUGGCGGCAGUCAGAGAGGGCAUGUCCACCAUCAUCCCCGUCCCCCUCCUCUCCCUGCUGACCGCGCAGCAGCUGGAGCAGCUGGUCUGCGGCCUGCCCGAGGUCUCGGUCCACAUGCUGAAGAAGCUGGUGCGCUACCGUGACAUCACCGAGAGCCACCAGCUGAUUGGCUGGUUCUGGCAGAGCCUGGAGGAGUUCACCAACGAGGAGCGAGUGCUCUUCCUGCGCUUCGUGUCCGGCAGGUCCAGGCUGCCCUCCAACCCGGCCGAUAUCUCCCAGAAGUUUCAGAUCAUCAAAGUGGACAGGCCUGUCAACGGACUCCCGACCGCUCAGACCUGCUUCUUCCUGCUCCGUCUGCCGCCGUACACGAGCCAAGCCGUCCUUGCCGAGCGUCUGCGUUACUCCAUCCACAACUGCCCGUCCAUCGACAUGGACAACUACAUGCUGACGCACAACACCGACCCCACGGACAGCUCCGAGGACGACGGCGACGACUGAAAGCAGCUGUGGCUGACGAAUGUAUUUUAUCUGAUGCACAUUAUUUAUGCACUAAAACAACACAGAUUUUUAUUUGCCAAACCCGUACGGUACUGUAUACUGUUUCUAUGUGGAUGGAUUGUGUAGUUUUGUUUUUACUGAGGUGUCGUAACUAUUGCAGUGCUUUUCUCUGAGUCCACAGGGACGUGGAACCAAGCUCUGAACUAUAUAUAGCCACAUGGAUGAACUUAAUGUGCCUGUUUGUCUGACACUGAAUAAGAGCAACCUGUCGGACGCCGACAGUUGUAAAAUAAAGAGUGUUUAUGUAAACAACAAAGGAUGCU
Molecule: messenger RNA, 14949 nt
Organism: Synchiropus splendidus (mandarinfish)
Lineage: Eukaryota; Metazoa; Chordata; Actinopteri; Syngnathiformes; Callionymidae
Product: probable E3 ubiquitin-protein ligase HERC1
Exons: 81
Coding region: 314-14626 (4770 amino acids)
Molecular function (GO): protein binding; ubiquitin-protein transferase activity
Source: RefSeq, a predicted model, not a curated record